Danaus chrysippus (African queen) is the source of this 747-nucleotide messenger RNA. Lineage: Eukaryota; Metazoa; Arthropoda; Insecta; Lepidoptera; Nymphalidae. The record is from the annotation of a GenBank genome assembly.
AUGAUACCGGCCUUAGUAUCCCUUAAAAAAUCCGGAACUGGUAAAAAUAAUAAAUUAAAUGAUUGUAUGCGAUGUGUGAUUUUAAAAGAUUCAGUCAACAACUGGUUGGAAAAAACCUCUAGAAGCAAUCAUGAAGGCGGAGAUGUUGCUUGGGAGGAGGCAAAAUUAAAAUCGUACGCACGAAGUGAGAUGCGUUUAGUAGAAAUUCAAGAGAAACUAUGUUCAGAAGUAACAAAUCACCAAGAUCAGUGUUACAUCCUUGCUGAAGAAGCGGAACAGUUGUUGGAACAGUGGUGGUUUGAAAAAGACCGUGACGCACUGGACUUGUAUACUUGGUUGUGUAUAAAUCAUUUAAAGAUUUGUUGCCCGUCAGGUCACUUUGGUGUUAACUGUGAGCCUUGCCCAUUAGAUAAGAAUAAUAAGAUAUGCGGCGGCAACGGCGAAUGUAGUGGUGACGGAACCCGCAAAGGUAAUGGUACAUGCAUUUGUAACAAAGGAUUUGCAGGUAGUAAUUGUGAUGAGUGCUCCAAAAAUUAUUUCCAAAUCGAAUCUUCAUGUAAACCAUGCCAUCCUGCAUGCAAAGAGUGUCAUAGAUUUGGUAAUGAUGCUUGUGUAGACUGUGCUACAGAGAAGGUUCAUUUAAGUGUACAGCUUGUGAUAAAACAUGUGACACUUGUCUCGGACCAGGAUCAAAAAACUGUUCAUCUUGUAAAACCAAUAACCAACUAUGGCUUGGCCGAUGUAUGA